Molecule: messenger RNA, 904 nt
Organism: Echinops telfairi (small Madagascar hedgehog)
Lineage: Eukaryota; Metazoa; Chordata; Mammalia; Afrosoricida; Tenrecidae
Gene: MITD1
Product: microtubule interacting and trafficking domain containing 1
Exons: 7
Coding region: 27-776 (249 amino acids)
Biological process (GO): midbody abscission
Cellular component (GO): midbody
Source: RefSeq, a predicted model, not a curated record
UGAAGUUGAGUGCAAGUGCUGGAGCUAUGGCAAGAUCCGGGAGGGAGCAGGAGCCGGACAGCACCGCCGCAGUCACGGUGUUAAAGCGAGCGGUGGAACUCGACUCAGAGGACCGCUAUCAGCAAGCUCUGGUGUGUUACCAGGAGGGGAUCGAUCUACUCUUGCAAGUUCUGAAAGGCACCAAGGAUGACAAAAAGAAAUGCAGUCUCAGAAAAAGAAUUUCUGACUACAUGGAUAGAGCAGAAAGCAUAAAGAAAUACUUGGAUCAAGAAAAAGAAGAUGGAAAAUAUCACAAGCAAAUUAAAAUAGAAGAAAAUGCAACAGGUUUCAGCUAUGAGUCACUUUUUCAAGAAUAUCUUAAUGAGGCAGUUACAGAAGUUUGGAUAGAAGACCCCUAUAUUAGACAAACUCAUCAGCUAUAUAACUUUCUUCGGUUUUGUGAGAUGCUUAUUAAAAGACCCUGUAAAGUAAAAACUAUUCAUCUUCUCACCUCUCUGGAUGAAAGUGGUGGGAGAUUGCAGCAAUGUAAUGGCCUGAGAGAAAUAAAAGAGUCACUUGGGGAUCAUGGUGUGCUAUUGGAAUUAGACUACUCUUCAUCAAUACAUGACCGGGAGAUUAGGUUCAACAAUGGAUGGAUGAUUAAGAUUGGAAGGGGACUUGAUUAUUUUAAGAAACCACAGGGUCGUUUUUCUCUUGGAUAUUGUGAUUAUGAUUUAAGACCAUGUCAUGAGACAACAGUGGACAUUUUUCAUAACAAGUACACAAAGAAGAUAUGAUACACAGUGGCCUAACCUGCAUCGUGUUUCUACUUUAAGUAAAUCUUGUUUGUUUUUUCUACUUCCGACAGAUCAUUCCUAUAAUGUGUGAAUAUAUCAAUAAACGUACAUUUCUACUACUUUUUCAA